GGUUAUUAAGAUGCACAUAAAAGAAUAUUAAAAUCUGUCUGUAUUACGAAGGUGGUCUAUAAAUGCACGAGAUUUCAUGUCUCUUUGGCAAGCAAGCAAGUCAGUCGGAGAAGAAGAAUUUGUAGCGAAGAGCCAGGGAGCGACGUUGGACUUUGUAUGUAACAGUGUACCUUAGAUCAUUAUAUUUUUCUGUACUGCUGCGGAAUUGGUACUGAAUUGUCGGUAGCAACAGAGCUGCACAAACUGUUGGAGACUGACACAAAAACAACAGUCAAAUACUUAUAAACAGCCAGAAAUUGAAGCUAGUUAUACAAACGCGUUUAUUUUCAAGAAACGGCGUUUCGUGGUGAAUAUACGAUUUAACGUUGAAAUAUCUUUGUGGUAUUAAGUGAGCUGAUUUGCAACGUUUAGCUAUUAAAGGCGUAUCUAUACCCCCAAUGUAUUUUUGUUGACAUUUGCAACGACCUGUGUCUGAGCAAGAACGAAAAUAUGAAUCAGAUCAGUUCUCUUUUCGAAUGUUUAUUGUGUAUACUAGUAUACUACGUAUAAGGCGUGAAUUAAAGAACCGUUCAAGCGUUUAGCGUGUCAAUAGUCAUGAUCUAGAUUUAUCGACUUUGCUUGUCAGGAGCCAGUUGAAUGAAGGCCGGAUAACGCUAUUCACUGAAUAGUGAAUGGCGAUCUUUUUCAAUAUUUCUAAACGUACUGAAAUGCUCGAAGUUGAACAGUUUGGUAGCCAUGGGUAUGGACCUACAAUUACUAAAAAUUCUUUAAUUUAUAAAUACUAUAGCUAAAGUUUAAUCUACAGGGUGUCUAAAAAAAGGGACUUUAGAAAUUCACCUUAUUGUUACAGUGAAGCGGUUUAAGCGAGUUAACAAGGGAAAUUUUGCCGAGUCAUCACAACCACUAAUAUAUAUUUAUUUUCCCAAAAUUGUUAGCGAGCGUGGUGGUGGUGGUGGUGGGGGGGGGGGGUAUUUUGUGUCUAACUACAGUUAAUGUUCCAAUUUUCGCUAAUGUUUUCGUAAAUUUCUCCACAUUUCUUAAUUUUUAAUCGGUGUCACUCAAAUAUUUUAAAUUUUUUCUUCCUAUCCAAAUCAUGUUUAUUUUUUGCCAAUUACUGGGAUUGAUUAUUUCGCAGACUAUAUUCCCCGAUAAUCACCGAGCCUGAGGCGAAUAAUUGUUUUAGUAUUUUUGCACAAGUUUUUUUUGUGUUUUUCUGGUCUGAAUUCAUUCAGUUAAUUUCGCUUAUUUCUUUAUCACUAACUACCAGGGGCGGACUAGUAACAUUCCGGGCCUCGGUCAGGAAUAAAAUCCGGGCCCAUGUGCAAGCUAGUGUACAAAUAUAUAGUUUUUUAAAAUAUUAUUUUCUUUGCUUAAAAUAAUAUGUGAAUUGAAUUAUAAGUCGCUGAGGUCAUCAUCAUUUCCUGGUAACAAGCCUAGUUUCAGUUGAUGGUAGUUUCGGAAGCAAAGAUAGGUCAGAGCUUUUAUUUUAAGGAGACCGUGUCUACUGGUGGUGAUAUCAAAGAUUCGAAUAUAUGUGAAUGCCAUAGCGCUAUCACAUUUUCAAACUUUAAAAUAUUUUGCCCCAAGCACUUAGCUUUGUAUCGAAUACUACAUUUGAAAUUUGGUGUUUCAUUGACGUGUUGUAGAAUCAUCAACAAAUUUUAAAAUAGUUCUUUUGUGUCGUCAUUGAAACUGCCAAACAUUUUUUUCAAGGCUCUAGCUUGGCCGGACCACCUGGUUUGGCAAAACCUCGCUAAUUUUCGAAGCUAUAUGCAUGGCUGGUAUUAUUAUCUUCCAUCUGCUUUUCCCACACAUUCAUGUUCAUGUAAGAUUCUUUGAAGAGAUUUGCCAUUUGAUUAAGCUAGUAGCGCGAACAGGCAGCUUGGACGGAAACGGUGAGUGCAUCACCAAUGACCAAAUUGACGACGUGCGCAUAACACCAGGUAUAGACAUGGUUUGGACGGACUUGUUUAAAGACCUAAUGGUAAGUAUAGGUUAUUUUGAGGCAACGAGGGGAUAUGUGAUUUAUUCACCGAGGCGCCCAGCGCCGAGGUGAAUAAACACAUAUCCCCGAGGUGCCUCAAAAUAACGUACUUAUUUUUCACAUUGCGAGGUCGCGUUAAUAAGUCAGAAUAGAAAUAAUUCUUAAUGCCAUAUUGCCUUCGUUAUGUCGUUUUUCUCAUUUUUUGUGCUGCAAAGACAUUUCAGGUGAAUAUUAGAGGGGAUUAUUAAUUGCAGGUGAAUAUUAGAGGGGAUUAUUAAACGGAAAUUGAUUAGAGGAGAAUAUUGAAUAUAUUCCCCGACAAGAACAAAGGAAACCGAGCAGGGUGAAAAAUAAGCCAUUGUAGACACCACUCUUAUUCGCUGCUCCGUCGAAUGAAUCUCCAAUGCACAUAUCUAGUUAAACUCCUACUUCUUCUAAAGACUUCUCAAAUAAAUUGUGGAGACUUUGGGUUUUUUGAGUAGGACACAUUUACAAAACGCAAUAGCUUUUCUCUCGUUUCGUCCUCUUUCUUCUCGUUUCGUCCUCUUCUAAAUUUAUCGUGGUUGGAAACAUCUGUAGUAGAAUCCAUCUGUACACAAAAUAAGCAAGCGUCAUUUACAUCUUUGGCAAUUCUCUCCUUUUACAUCUCUGCGAUCAAUUUGAAAAUCUUUACAACACUUGUUUUGCUGAGAAAAGUUACAAAAUUGGCCCCACCGUUCCUUUUAGGAUCGCGUUUCUGUGCCAACUUGAUUACGUUAUUUAAAUGAGCUUGCAGGAUUGGAUAGAACUCAGCAAUAAGUUUCACAGCCCCGAGAAAAUCGCCAUGGUUUACAAUAGCUUUUGCAGCUGUACUGUCAUCAAAAGCAGUUGCUAUAGAUUCUGAAUGUUUACUUCAAAAGGGCAGAGUCUGAAGUGCUAUUAAGAAUAUAACACUGAUUUCUGCCAGGUGACUUCUUGGAUAAUGGUUUGUUGUCAUUCGAAAUCUAGUAAAUUCCGGGCCCCCAAAGUUCCCCGGGCCUCCGUCCGCGCCCGAAUGCCCGACCGCCCAGUCCGCCACUGCUAACUUCAACAAAACGGCUAGCCGCCAUUUUGAAAAUUUCGAUUUUGUUAUAUUCACCUGCAGGUGAAUAUAACAGAUUAAUACGUCAAAUUUGACUAAUCACCUUAUAGGAUUUGUCAUGUUCACUUGUGCAAAAAUACUCAAAAAUAUAAUACAAAAAAUAUAAAAAUAUACAGGAAACUAAGACAAUUACUACAAAAAAUAAUCAAAACAAAACACAUGUGGAAAUAAGAUAAGAAAUAAAAGUAAGAAAUAGAUAAAUGCUGUCAAUGUCUGCUAUAGACAGGCAAGGACAGUGGAAUUAAACAUAGGAAAAGCGUUUAUUAAUACCAGAGGGGUGAACAGUGCCAAGUUUGGAUAUGAGGCGCAUUUCAUGUCGUUUUCGGCUAUCGUACGUUGCUUCCAGAAAUGGGACAGAGGGCUCGAAUUACCAUAUCUGAAACACUGUGAUUGCCAUUAUUAAAAUGUCUGGCAACAGGUUGGUUAGCAUCAAUCAUCAUUGCCAAUAACUGCAAUGUACGCCGAUGCUCACCAAACCUUAAUUGUCCUUAAACAUCUUCCUGUUUCCCCAAUGUAAAGCAUGCCAUAUCUGCUGCAAGAGAUGCAGUAGAUGAGAUGGGAGGAGGCGCAUAUGAAAUGAUGCUUGAUGUGAUAUUCAGAUUUAGGUACCGAAACAAUAGUGGUGGAAUCUAGUAAAUCACAGGUUUUACAUUUCGACGACAAGCAAGGGAAUUAAAGUGCCUUUCUGUGACGCCGAAGCCUGUGCUAUGUAGCUAUGGACUAGGGUUUCACGGAUAUUUUUGCUGUGUUGAAAAGAGACUAAGGGGUUAUCGGAGAAAAUGGAAGAAUUGUUUCAGGGUCAUUUUUCAAAAUAUGGAAAUUCUUGUUGGUGACAUCUCUGACUUUGAUAUUGAAAGGAUGAUAAUUUAAUACUAGAGGGCGGAUUUUGAUGUUGCCUGUAACAUUAGACACAGGGUCUGUGAGGGUGUCAGUACGGGGAAUAUGGGAGGCCUUCGAAAAGGCUGUGUCUAAUAGAGAGGUAGGAUAGCCACGUUGCACAAAAAGUGUCUCAUCUCCAGACUUUUGACCUGAAAGUCUUCGUCUUCGCUGCAGAUGCGGCGAUGACGACGGAACUGAGAGAAGGUAAUCGACCUUUUGGUGUGGUUGGGGUGGGAAGAGGAACAUAGAAGAUAGCUAUGGGAAUCAGUGGGCUUGUAGAACACAGAAGUAACUAGUUAGGCAGCGUUUACACUGUACCGUUUUCGUAGCGUUCUCGUAUUGUUCGAGAGAACUAGACUAUUGUCUUGCGUUCCCUUGAGGAUUAAGAACAAUACGAGAACGCUACGAAAACGGUAUAGUGUAAACGCUGCCUUAGUUACCAUUGAUUGAUACAAGUAUAUCUAUAAGAAUGAUACACUGGUCUCACUGAUCUCCCAUGUGAACUGGAGUGCUGGAUGGAAAUUAUUAACAAAGUUAAUAAAGCGUUCCAAUUUGACACGAGAACAUGAUGCUGUGCCAAGACAGUCAUGUAUGUACCUACCAAGGUAAUCAGGGAUGGGAUCAGUGCACUGUUCAAAGAUUUGCUUUUCCACAAAACCAACAAACAAAUUAGCAUAGUUGGGUCCCAUUUUGGUUCCCAUGGCUACACUAUUUAUCUGUUGGUUAUGCUCACCAUCAAAGGAAAAAUUGUUGAGGGUAUGUAAGCACCAACUCAGCCAAUCGGAUCAAAGCAGAAGUGGCCGGUUCCUGGUUAGGGCGUUUAUUGAGUUUGUCUAGAAAGAAUUUGAGAGGCCUUAAACCAUCAUAUGAUGCGGAUCGAAUUACAAUAUAUAAGGAUUUGACGUCCAUGCUGAAAAUGAAUUUUUGAGUGCCAUGAAAAUGAAUUUGUGAGUGCCAUGAAAAUGAAUGUUCUGGAGAAUUUGGAGAGGAUGAUUGGUAUCCUUGAUAUAGGAUGGUAAGUCCUUAACCAAGGGUGUCAUGACAUGAUGGAGAAAACUGGAGAUGAGUUCGGUGGGAAAACCACAAGCAGAGACAAUAGGUCUACCUGAUUGUUAGGUUUGUGAAUUUUGGGCAAGAAGUACAUGACAGGUGUGCGAGGUGUGAUGUGUAUGAGGUUUUGGCAGUCUCAGCCAGGGAGAUCACCAGUGGUGAUAAAGUUAUGAAUGGUCUGAGUGAUGGUGGUUUGAUGAAUGGAAGUCAAAUCCUUGUCAACCUGAUGACUGCAUGGGGGGUGGGCGGUGUUCCACUCCCCCCUUUAACGCUGCCCCUGCGUGGGUUCAGCUGACAUAGUGCCAUGCAGGCAUUCAAAUUAUAAGUAACAAUAGGUUAAUUUCUAAAGUUCUCCUAUUUUUGUAGGUUAAACCAAUUCAAAGGACAAUUACAGUAUAAGAAGCUUGAACAGAUAAUUACCGGCUCCCGGGCUUCUGUGACUACAACCUAUGCAAAAUCACACAUGAAUUAUUUCGAAACGCCAGUGUUCUAUUCCUCAAUUGGUAUCCGUGAUAUACAGCUUAUAUAUAGCCUGCAGUCAAAAUUAUCUUUUUUGAAAUGGAAAUUGCAGAGCAAUCGCUCCGAGCAAUUUUAGUGAGGAAUGAGCGUUCAGCAGGGUUUAUGAUGUUAUAACAGAAGGAACAUUUGCUUUCGAAAUACGGAGCUAAUUUCGAGAUUCUUGCCUGGACAAUAAUGACUGAUUAUAUUACUUACUUUUUUCCGCUUUUGACAUCAUUUGAAAGUGAAAAGGUCAAAAUAGGUCUAUAUACAGGUAAGGCCUGUUUUAUACGUCAAAUUUCGGUCGCGUCGUUUCGGUCAGCUUAAUGAGGUUUAUCAUCUCAUUAUCUAUUGUUUUAUUUACAUUCGACGCGACCAAAAUUCGACGUAUAAAACAGACCGGCUAAAAAAUGUGAGCGCUUCAGAAAUCACCCUUUUGUUGUAAUUUAAUAAACACCCAAACGUCAUUACCUCUGUGCUCUGGGAGUUUAGAUUAAUGCAUUGUAAUCGUACGAGCAUAUUAAAACUGCGUAAAUUGUACAUGAAAGUUCUAAUUGAAAGUUAAAACGACAUAGAAAUUAGUUGCGUCAAUUUGAUUAAGAAUGGUUCAACUGACUCAGAUCAAAUUAGAGUUUUUACUGUUUUACGCGCUGCGUUAAAUUAAUCAGCACAUAACCAUAUAUUCAUAUAUUGAACGUUAACGAUACCAAAUGUUGAACUUUUAAAUAACUGCAUAUUCGAUUCAAUUGUGUUUAGCCACCAAUGGGUCCAGCAUUGGACUCACGCAUUCGCAAAUUUAACAACAAGGUGAAUUUCUAAGGGUCACUUUUUCUUAGCGAAGUUGUUUGAAAAUGUACUCACUUUUGCAGUGAACAAUUUGAGCACGAUUUCUAAACAGGCGGAGGGAGAUUUUUACUUUAUUAUUAGCAUAUUCUUGUUAUCUUUUUAUCAUUUGUUUCAUUAUUUUCAUUACUCAUACACAAAUUCUUGGGCAUGAGCUAGUUUCUUUUUCAGCCUAUUUGUCUCUGCAGGAUUUUUGCAGAUAUGCAGUCAUUUGUCUUUGUAUGAUUUCAAUAGAAAAAGCUUUGCAAAUAAAUUAUACCUACCAUCCUGGAUAAAACAUCUGCGACAUCUAAUUAUUUGACCAAGAUCUGUAAUAUUAUCGCAAAUUUAGAAAAACCUCACCCUUAUACCCACCGUUCAAUGUUGAUUGCAUUCUCAGAAUGCGCCGGUAAAAGCAAUCGACAAUGGAGAAAUCUACUAGUAAAGGAAAACACAGAGGAAUGUUUGAAUGGAGUGUCACUGACUCGCUAUAGCUGAUGGUUUUGACCAAGGUUGUAGCUUGUUAAUUAAUUAUUUUAUUUUAUAGAAAGCACCACGAUAAUUAAUUUCAAACAAUUUACAUCAUUCGGCGCUCGCCUCGGUUUCUUUCUAAACCACUGGUGACCCCUAUAUAUAUAUAUAUAUAUAUAUAUAUAUAUAUAUAUAUAUAUAUAUAUAUAUAUAUAUAUAUAUAUAUAUAUAUAUAUAUAUAUAUAUAUAUAUAUAUAUAUAUAUAUAUAUAUAUAUAUAUAUAUAUAUAUAUAUAGAUAUAUAUAUAUAUAUAUAUAUAGAUCUGCUAAUUCUGAGGAACCUAGCCCAGAUCUUCAUCAGUGCAAAUAAAGUUGAAGAUCCGGGUUCUCCGAUCGAAUUUAAAGCUUUUCGAAAUUAAUAGACGAGGUGUUUUGAACAAAGCAAAACAAAUUAUGUUUUCUGCUCCCUUUCUUAGGUCAUUCGAAGAGUGAUGAUUUUGGAAGUUGUUAGUUUGAUUGUGAUAAUAUCAUUAAUAUGGUUCCUGAAGACCAGCUAUGAAAGACGAGGCAUGCCUCCAGGCCCAUUUCCGCUUCCUCUCAUUGGCAAUCUUCAUUUGAUAUUGCAUGAUGAUAUGCCUUUUUCAGCCGAGAAAUUUCGUGAGAAAUAUGGCGACAUAUUUACGAUUGCUCUGCCAACAGAAAACAUCGUGAUGAUAAAUGAUACUGCGACUGCACGCGAGGCUCUGCUCACACAAAAAGAUAUUUUUCAUGGACGUAUACCCGAUGUUGUUUAUCCCCUUAACGAGAUAUUAGAAGGAAAAGAUGUCAUGGCCAUUGAUUUGAAUCCUGAGUACCGACUUCGCCGUAAAGCAAUGAACAUGGCGCUGCAUAUAUUUGGAGAGGGGAAGAAGGCUGCGAAUGAAAAUAUAAAUGACCAACUUGACGAGUUCUUCAUGGCAAUAGAAAAGCUGGAUGGCCAGCCAUUUUAUCCUCCAGAGAUUCUCGAACGUUCUAUUGCCUCCCAUCUCUGGCGUUGGGUAACGUGUAAAACAGAUAACAUUAGUGAUGGUACUGCGGAUAAAUUGCUUGAUUUUAACCGAACGUUUUUUGGACUCGUCUAUUCCGGUCCUUUGUAUCGACUCGUUCCUAUUCUGAAGUAUUUUCCCACAAAACACGUAUUGACAGUGGAGUAUGUAAAAAGGAGACUACACGAACUUUUUGUAACCGAAACAAUCGAGCACGAGAAGACCUAUCAAGAAGGAAAAGACCGGGAUAUCAUGGAUUCUCUAUUAGCAUUUUGCAUCAAACUGGGACUGAAAACCGAUUGCGUCAGUUUCCUAUCAGCAGAUAUCAUCCUGGCUGGAGCAGAUACGACAGGGACGUUUUUCGUUUGGUUUUUGUUAUACAUGAUACUUAACCAAGAUUUGCAAAGAAAGCUUCAAGCAGAAGUCGAUACAGUCCUGCAAGACGAUGAGAUACUCCAAUGGAACGAUUUUAAUAAGCUUCCAUAUUUACAAGCGACAGCAUGUGAAAUUAUGCGACAUUCAUAUUUCGUUCCGCUGUCCCUUCCUCACAACCCGAUGCAAGAAACUCAUCUACAAGGCUUUCGUAUUCCAAAAGGAACAACCGUUUUCUUCAAUUACCAUUGUAUUCACAGAGAUGAGAGAGUGUGGCAGAAUCCUUCGGAGUUUAAUCCUGACAGAUUCCUUGAUGAGAGUGGAAAAUUUGUUGGUUGGCGUGUGAAGCCUGGAUUCAUGCCGUUUGGAAUUGGUACUAGGUCAUGUCCAGGUGAAGUUUUAUUGCGGGCACAGAUUCUGAUCUUUACAUCCGGGAUGCUGAAGAGAUACACAUUUGAGGUUAAUAAAGACGAACCGCUGCCCACCUUGGAGCGUGGUGCAGCUGCAGGAAAAUUCCAACCGAAGCCGUACAAAGUGAUUGCUCGGAAACGUAAAUAAAUUAAACUUUGCAUUUCCAUUGACCGUAUAUAUAUGUCUGCAUUUGAAUUAUUGAACAAGAUUUGAUUAAUAGAAUACAACGGAUUUGCAUUGAUUGAACAAAAUUUGACAGUAAAUAGUUUAUUACAUUACUCAUUUUCGUUUUUGCCCAGAAAUUAAAAAUAAUUGCACGUAUUUCAAUGUGCAUAUAGUUUACGGACAACUGGACGGAAUAAUACGAUUUAAAUUAACGGACUUUUUUUUGUUUGUUCUUGUUACCAAUUAUAUGAUAAUUAAAUUUAACCUAUUCGCAUGCAAUUCAUUUAGUUCAUUGUGUGCACAUCGUGUGAGUUUCUGGAG
Messenger RNA from Paramuricea clavata, 9117 nucleotides. The record is from the annotation of a GenBank genome assembly. NCBI's taxonomy places the organism in Eukaryota, Metazoa, Cnidaria, Anthozoa, Malacalcyonacea, Plexauridae.